AUGAAGGGCCUUUUCCUUCUCGGCCUCGCCGCCGCCGGCGCCGGCGCCUGGCGCUAUCCCGACUGCGACCACGACAACGUCUACAACAACCUCAUCGAUGCUCGCUACGCCGACGCCGGCAAGCGUUUCUGCUUCGAGUUCCUCGCCGCCACCACGACGGACCCGGCCGCCAUCCCCACCGUCUUUUCCGAGUGUCAAGGCAAGGUCGACAGGGUCAGCUCCGCCUGCUCGUGCAUCACGUACACGGCGACGCACACCGACAAGGCCCCCGUCGAGACGUCGUGCGACGGGCAAACGACGAGCACCGUCGUCGCCACGUACACGACACCCCCCGACUAUGAGCAGCCCCCGACGUCCAACUACGAGCAGCCCCCGACGUCCAACUACGAGCAGCCCCCGACGUCCAACUACGAGCAGCCCCCGACGUCCAACUACGAGCAGCCCCCGACGUCCAACUACGAGCAGCCACCGUCCUCCAACUAUGAGCAGCCACCGUCCUCCAACUAUGAGCAGCCACCGUCCUCCAACUAUGAGCAGCCACCGUCCUCCAACUACGAGCAGCCACCGUCCUCCAACUAUGAGCAGCCGUCGAGUUCUUACUACGAGCAGCCGUCCAACUCGUAUUACGAGCCGCCGUCGACGUCCGACUAUGAGCAGCCGUCCAACUCGUACUACGAGCCGCCGUCGACGUCCAACUAUGAGCAGCCAUCCAACUCGUACUACGAGCCGCCGUCGACGUCCGGCUAUGAGCAGCCGUCCAACUCGUACUACGAGCCGCCGUCGACGUCCGGCUAUGAGCAGUCGUCCAACUCGUACUACGAGCCGCCUUCGGCUCCCACCACCGACGCGUACCCCACAGACUACACGACGUCCACCAUCUACUCGACCAUGACGCACACCAUCACCAGGUGCACCCCCGGCGCCCCCUACUGCCCCUCCGGCGGCCACACCACCGUCGUGACGGAAACCGUGCCCGUCUCCACCACCCGCUGCCCCGUCACCCAGACGCCGACGGAGUGGACCACGUCGACCGUCUACAAGACGACGACGCACACCAUCACGCAGUGCCCGCCCAACGUUCCCUACUGCCCCGGCGGCCAGACGACCGUCGUCACCGAGACCAUCCCCCUCUACACGACCGUCUGCCCCGUCACCCAGACGCAGCACCCGACGGCCUACCCCACGGGCACCGUCCCUUGGCCCGGCACCAACCAGACGACGACGCUCUACACGACGCACACCUACACCAUCACCAAGUGCCCGCCCGACGUCCCCAACUGCCCCAUCGGCAGCGUCACCACGACCGUCUACCCCACCGCCACGACCUGCUACCCCUCGUGGACGGGCCCGCCCCCCGAGCACUCGCCCACGCAGUACCCGCCGCCCGAGAACCCGCCCACGCAGUAUCCUCCCCCCGAGAAUCCUCCUACCCAGUACCCUCCCCCCGAGAAUCCCCCUACGCAGUAUCCUCCCCCCGAGAAUCCUCCUACGCAGUACCCUCCCCCGGAGAAUCCCCCUACCCAGUACCCUCCCCCCGAGAAUCCCCCUACGCAGUACCCUCCCCCCGAUAGCGAACCCACGCAGUACCCUCCCCCCGAGAAUCCCCCUACCCAGUACCCUCCCCCCGAGAACCCCCCUACGCAGUAUUCUCCCCCCGAUAGCCAACCCACGGCGUAUCCCCUUCCUCCCCCCGAGCUCCGUCCAAAGGAGGAUCUAGGGCCCGGCGUGACUCUCUCCUACUACCCCCCACCUCCGGAUCAGACGCCCCCGAGCGUCUACGGUAUCCCGGAGAUUCCUUCGCUCGGGAACCCGUCCAGCUACUACCCGCCGCCGGCGAAGACGCCUCCGGUCCCCACGGCGGCCGUUCCUGCAGCCUCGACCACUCGCCCCGUCGUGGUCACGGCGGCGGCGGGACGCAUCUUUGGCAGCGCCAGCGUCGUCGCCGCCGUCGCCGCCAUGGUUGCUUUCUUGUAA
Drechmeria coniospora is the source of this 1974-nucleotide messenger RNA. RefSeq lists its product as uncharacterized. The transcript has a single exon. Bases 1 to 1974 code for a protein of 657 amino acids. Lineage: Eukaryota; Fungi; Ascomycota; Sordariomycetes; Hypocreales; Ophiocordycipitaceae. The record is from RefSeq and is a predicted model, not a curated record.